Molecule: messenger RNA, 3582 nt
Organism: Alosa alosa (allis shad)
Lineage: Eukaryota; Metazoa; Chordata; Actinopteri; Clupeiformes; Clupeidae
Gene: scube1
Product: signal peptide, CUB domain, EGF-like 1
Biological process (GO): signal transduction
Cellular component (GO): cell surface
Molecular function (GO): calcium ion binding
Source: RefSeq, a predicted model, not a curated record
CGGAGGUCUCUGUGUCCUCACUCCCUCUGCCAGUACCAAAACGGUCCUCUUAUCAAAGAAACACACAACCUAAAAACUGCAUUCAAUCACCGCUUUUAACAUGGGAAGUGCUUGUUUUUCCUGGGACGUUUGUUUGUUUUUCGCCCUCAUAAAUACUUGCGGUGCAAUGGCAAACGUGGCUCUCUCAGUCCCGGACACAGAUGAGUGUUCGGAGUCCACGGACGACUGUCACAUUGACGCCAUUUGCCAGAACACCCCCAAGUCCUUUAAGUGCAUCUGCAAGCCUGGAUACAAAGGAGAUGGGAAACAAUGUGAAGACAUGGAUGAGUGUGAGAACGACUACAACGGGGGCUGUGUCCAUGAGUGUAUCAACAUCCCCGGGAACUACAGGUGCACCUGCUACGACGGCUUCAUGCUCGCCCACGACGGACACAACUGUCUGGAUGUUGAUGAGUGUGUAGACAACAACGGAGGCUGUCAGCAGGUGUGUGUCAACAUCAUGGGCAGCUACGAGUGUCAGUGCACCAACGGCUUCUUCCUGAGUGACAACCAACACACCUGCAUCCACCGCUCUGAAGAUGGGAUGAACUGCAUGAACAAGGAACACGGCUGUGCCCACAUCUGCAGAGAGACCCCAAAGGGGGGCGUGUCCUGCGAGUGCCGUCCAGGGUUUGAGCUGGCCAGCAACCAGAGAGACUGCACAUUGACAUGUCACUAUGGAAACGGCGGCUGCCAGCACACAUGUGAUGACACCGAGACUGGACCAGUGUGUGGCUGCCACCAGAAAUAUGCCCUACACUCUGACAGCAAGACCUGCAUCGAGAAAGAUGAGGCUGCAAUUGAGAGCUCUGAGUUCAAUGCCACGUCACUAGCUGAUGUGGACAAGCGGGUGAAACGGCGGCUACUUAUGGAAACCUGUGCAGUAAACAACGGUGGAUGUGAUCGGACAUGUAAGGACACCGCCACCGGGGUGCGCUGCAGCUGCCCCGUUGGCUUCACGCUCCAGCCCGAUGGCAAGACGUGCAAAGACAUCGAUGAGUGUCUGGAGAAUAACGGUGGCUGCGAUCACUUCUGCCGUAACACGGUGGGCAGCUUUGAGUGCAGCUGCCAGAAGGGCCAUAAACUCCUGACCAACGAGCGCACCUGCCAGGACAUCGAUGAGUGCUCCUUUGAGAGGGCAUGUGACCACACCUGUAUCAACUACCCUGGCAGCUUUGAAUGCUUGUGUCACAAAGGCUACACUCUGUAUGGUCUCACACACUGUGGAGAUAUUGAUGAGUGCAGCAUCAACAACGGGAGCUGUGAGUACGGCUGCGUCAACACACAGGGCGGCUACGAGUGUGUGUGUCCACCUGGCAAGAAACUCCACUGGAACAAGAAAGACUGUGUCGAGGCGGUGAAGUGUCUGCCCAAUGGGAAGCCGGCGCCACGGGCCCAACUCAGCUGCACCAAGAGCGGAGGGGUGGAGGCCUGCUCCCUGUCCUGCCCCUCCAACGCUCUCUUCCUCGCAGACUCUGAAAACAGCUAUACUCUGAGCUGUGGGGUACCUGUUCAGCCAGGAAAGGCACCACAGAAGAGGAAUGCCACUACCUCACUGCAGACCUGCGCAGAGAAGGCCAGAUUCAAGAUUAAAGAUGCCAAAUGUCACCUGAGGCCCAGGAACAAGGAGAAGCACAGGGAGACCUCCAAACAAAGCCUGCAAGGGGGACAGUUCCCUUGCACAGACGACUGCCAGGUCACGUUUGUCAACCUGAAAUGUGACUCGUCGAAGAAGAGGCGGCGCGGGCGCAAGUCUCCUUCCAAAGAGGUGUCCCACAUCACUGCCGAGUUUGAGAUGGAAAUGAAGGAGGAGGAGGCUUCAGACUCGUGUAAUGUGGACUGCGUGCGGGAGAAGACCAAACAGCGGCUGCAGAAUGCCAUGCGUACCCUCCGCAAGUCCAUUAACAAGCAGCAGUUCUACAUCCAGUUCUCGGGCACCGUGUAUGAGGUGGCACAGCGGGCAGCGCGCCAGUCAGAAGACACAGAGUCCUGCAGCACCGGCCAGGUCCUCAUAGACGGCAAAUGUGUCAGCUGUGGGGUGGGGACGUUCUACAGCGGGGGGCAGGAGCAGUGUGUCCAGUGUCCCCCGGGCACCUACCAGGACACGGAGGGCCAGCUGUCCUGUGAGCCCUGCCCCAGCACGGAGGGACAGGGCAUCACCGGGGCCAAGAACGUCUCUGAGUGUGGGGGCCAGUGUCCCCCUGGGCAUUUCUCCUCGGAUGGGUUCCGGCCAUGCCAGCAGUGUGCCCUGGGCACCUUCCAGCCAGAGCCGGGCCGAGUGCUGUGCUUCCCCUGUGGGGGUGGCCUCAUGACCAAGCACGUGGGCAGCACGUCCUUUAAAGACUGCGAGGCCAAAGUUCACUGUGCUCCUGGACACCAUUACAACUCCACAACGCACCGCUGUAUCCGCUGCCCGGUGGGGACCUACCAGUCCGAGUUCGGCCAGAACUACUGUAUCAACUGCCCUGGGAACACCACCACCGACUUUGAUGGCGCCACCAACGUGUCUCACUGCAAAAAUCAGAUGUGUGGUGGAGAGCUGGGGGAGCUCAUGGGCUACAUCGAGUCUCCCAACUACCCCGGCGACUAUCCAUCCAACGUGGACUGUAUCUGGACCAUCAACCCGCCCAACAAGAGACGCAUCCUUAUCGUCGUGCCCGAGAUCUUCCUUCCCAUCGAGGAUGAGUGUGGAGACGUGCUUGUCAUGAGAAAGAGCGCCCUGCCCACCUCUAUCACCACCUAUGAGACGUGCCAGACGUAUGAGCGGCCCAUCGCCUUCACCUCGCGCUCCCGCAAGCUGUGGAUCCAGUUCAAGUCCAACGAGGGCAACAGCGGCAAAGGCUUCCAAGUGCCCUACGUGACCUAUGAUGAGGACUACCAGCAACUUAUUGAGGACAUUGUCCGUGACGGUCGACUCUACGCCUCAGAGAAUCAUCAGGAGAUACUGAAAGACAAAAAACUAAUCAAGGCGCUGUUCGACGUGUUGGCUCACCCCCACAACUACUUCAAGUACACCGUUCAGGAGUCCAAAGAAAUGUUCCCACGUUCUUUCAUCAAGUUCCUCCGCUCCAAGGUGUCAAGGUUCCUCCGACCGUACAAAUAGGUCCCCAGAUCACUCCAGGUCCUUGAACCGCCCCGCACAUCUAAAUGUGCCCCUUUCACACUCUCUACUGCCCCCUAUUGUUUUUGCUCGCUAGCUGUAGCUUCCACAAUUCCACAUGAUACGUAAAGGAAAAAGACUGAACACCCCUAGACAUUUAAAGUCCUUGUUUUGACUUUAAACUCUUUCUUUUUUUGAUAAGUUCGUCUUUGUUUUUGUUUGUUUUAUUUGAUUUUUAAUGUGUUUGUUUGUUUUAUUUGAUUUCAUUUAUUAGUUUAUUAUUUUUAAAAUAUUUAUAUGUGCUAGUACUAGCAAAACCCCACAUUAUGGAUGUUUGAUAUAAAUAUGUAAGUGUGUGUGUGUGUGUGUGUGUGUGUGUGUGUGUGUGUGUGUGUGUGUGUGUGUGUGAGAGAGUGUGUGUGUGAGAGAGAGAGAGAAUAUGC